Messenger RNA from Brachypodium distachyon (stiff brome), 1699 nucleotides. RefSeq names its product serine carboxypeptidase-like 19. The transcript is spliced from 13 exons. Gene Ontology annotation, biological process: proteolysis; secondary metabolic process. The record is from RefSeq and is a predicted model, not a curated record. The coding region runs from base 43 to 1485 and encodes 480 amino acids. Gene Ontology annotation, molecular function: serine-type carboxypeptidase activity; acyltransferase activity, transferring groups other than amino-acyl groups. NCBI's taxonomy places the organism in Eukaryota, Viridiplantae, Streptophyta, Magnoliopsida, Poales, Poaceae.
AUGUGAACAUUGCAGCUUAACGAAACCUUCAACGAGAAAACCAUGGACGCGCAAGUUCCUCUGCCCCUGAUGCUUCUACGGCUCGUCUUCCUCCUCUGCUUCUUCUCCACUCUGCCACGCUACUGCCGCCGUCUCUUCUCCGUCGAGGCUGCUGCUCCGACGCUGGUCUCCAGCCUCCCGGGCUUCGACGGCGCCCUCCCUUUCCGCCUAGAGACCGGGUAUGUCGCCGUGGACGAGGAGAACGGCUCGGAGCUGUUCUACUACUUCAUCGAGUCGGAGGGCAACCCGCGGCGCGACCCGGUGAUCCUUUGGCUCACCGGCGGCGACCGCUGCACCGUGCUCAGCGGUUUGUUUUUCGAGAUAGGCCCGUUGAAAUUCGUCGUCGAGCCCUUCAAUGGAGGCAUACCACGGCUGCGGUACCAUCCCUACUCCUGGACAAAGGCGGCGAGUGUCCUGUUCGUCGAUUCGCCGGUCGGUGCCGGGUUCUCCUUCUCCAAGAAACCAGAAGGCUAUGAUGUUGGAGAUGUGUCUGCUUCUCUGCAGCUCAGAAAGUUCAUCACCAAGUGGUUCUCUGAGCAUCAAGAUUUCCUCGUGAAUCCUUUCUACGUCGGUGGAGACUCCUACGGUGGAAAGAUCGCUCCAUUCCUCAUGCAGAAGAUCUCAGAAGAUAUUGAAGCUGAACUGAGGCCGACUAUUAAUCUUAAGGGCUACCUUGUGGGUAACCCGGGUACAGGUGAACGCAUUGAUACUGAAUCUAGAGUGCCUUUUCUUCAUGGAAUGGGAAUAAUUUCAGAUCAACUGUACGAGGCGAUUAUGGAGCACUGCGAAGGGGAAGACUUUGCCAACCCCAAGAAGGCACUCUGUGCACAAUCUUUGGACAAGUUCAACAGACUGUUUCAAGAAAUUCAGGAGGGACAUAUUCUGUAUAAGAAGUGCAUCUUUAUUUCGCCCAGACCAAACGAUUGGACAACAGAGAGAAAGAUACUGAAGGAGGAACCUGCUGGAGUAUUGAAACAUCAACCUCCUCGUCCCCCUCUGGAUUGCCUAGACUAUUGCAACUACCUGCUAUAUUUUUGGGCUAACAGCAACAUCACUCAGGCAACCCUUGGGAUCAAGAAGGGGAGCGUGGAGGAAUGGGUGAGGUGCCAUGAUGGCGAUUUACCUUAUUCAAGAGACAUCAAGAGUACCAUAAAAUACCAUCGCAAUAUUACAUCAAAAGGUUAUCGUGCCUUGGUAUAUAGUGGAGACCAUGAUGCUAUGGUACCCUUUGUGGGCACUCAGUCUUGGGUCAGAUCGCUCAACUUCCCCGUUGUGGAUGAAUGGAGGGCUUGGUAUCUCGAUGGACAGUCCGCAGGAUUCACCAUAACGUAUGCAAAUAACAUGACAUUUGCUACUGUAAAGGGCGGUGGACACACGGCGCCGGAGUAUCAACCAGAGAGAUGCCUUGCUAUGCUCAGGCGUUGGAUAUCCGAUGAACCCCUCUGACUAAUGUGUUGGUAGGUCGCCACACACAUGAAGUUGGAUACAGAAAACGUGUGUCUAUUCUAUUCCACAGGCAUGCCACUGAAGAAAACACAGAUUUCAGAAACUUGUGUUUGGUCUAUUUGAUUUUGAUCGUAAGACCACAUGUUCCCGUCAGUAGGUCUGAAAUUGUGAGUAUAUUUGCUGGUUGUUUCAGUCACUUCUCUUCUGUCUGUUA